AUGUGGUUUUACAUCGGAUGCAUUGUGUAUUACCUAUUCAUCAAACCAUCUUGCAUUAUUUCUGCUCGAACUCGACAGUAUCAAAUUCACUUCUUCUGUGGAAUUGUUGUACAAACUGUUGUCCCUCUGAUACUUAUUGUUCUCACGUAUAGUAUUCUGAUAGCUGCAAUUCUCACAGAUGGAGUCACUCAAGGACUCAUAAAUAUGUGCAUAGUCACUGUUGGAGUACAUGGUUUAGUCGAGAGUUUGGUCAUCAUUCUGAUUCAUGGAGCAUACAGAAGAGCUGUUUUGAGUUUUUUCUGCAAAAUAAAAUAUUUGAAAAAUAGUCGAACCAGUGCUGGAAUAAGGAACGUGGAAGCAGGUGUCUCAGCCUGGACUACACAAUAA
Caenorhabditis remanei is the source of this 387-nucleotide messenger RNA. RefSeq lists its product as uncharacterized. The record is from RefSeq and is a predicted model, not a curated record. The coding region runs from base 1 to 387 and encodes 128 amino acids. The transcript has 2 exons. Lineage: Eukaryota; Metazoa; Nematoda; Chromadorea; Rhabditida; Rhabditidae.